AUGUUUCCAGGGUUUGAACAUGACAGUAUGGAUACAAACAUUGAUUCAAAUGACGCUUUGGAAAUUGCUUUGGAAAUUGCCCCAACUGUUGAACAAUUGCCAGAAAUUAAAAUCCUAGCCCAUCCUAAAUCUCGUCAUCGUGUACGAUACUCGAGUGAACAAUAUUCGUUAAGAUACAUUCAAACAGAGAAAAAUGACAAAUUCAGUUAUCCAACAAUAAAAAUUUCAUCUCAAUGGUUCGGCAAUUGUACUCGAAAAUUGUAUAUUCGUGUGGGAUUAACAACAGUUUUACAUGACGGUCAUCGCUAUAUCCAUCCAUAUUCACUGAACACACCAAGUGAAGAUAUUUUAAAUGGUUUUAUCAAUCCCAAUGAAAAUUGUCUUUAUUUUCCUAUUGAAUCACAAAACAAUAGUUUCGAUGAAAUGAGUUUUCGUCUAACAAUUGUCAAGACUGAACAACGCAAUUUAAACGAGCACGAUCCAUUAAAAAUAUUUGAUUCUCCAAACUUAGUCGACAAUCUUCAACCUGUUCCAACGACCGCAAAGAAAUUUAUUAAAUUUUAUAAACUUACACAAUCUCAGUUAGUAUUUACGAUAUUUGAACAAAUUAACAAUAAUCAAAUGAUACCGUAUGAACUGACCACAACAUAUUCUAAUAUUAUGACAGAAGGAUCUUCAAAAGGUGAAAAUUCAAUUUAUGCAUAUUUUCCUACAAUGGGUAGUUGUGAUGGUAAUGAGGACAUUAUGAUAUGUUUCGAAUCAACAAUUUUAAAUGUAAAAGAUCUCAAAGUUUAUUUUGAAAUUACGACUACACCUUGGUGUAUAGAAGUGGAAGCAAACGUUAAAGAUAAAAAACUAAUUACAUUUAAAUCACCAAGGUGUCAAAUGCCAAUUUUAACGGCACCUGUUGAAGCUGAGAUCGUGUUGAAACAAAAUGGAACAACAAUCACGAGAUUAAAAUAUGUUUAUAAUCCAAAAAAUCUAUGUGCACAAUGUCGACACUUGUCUACUAUGAAUAAUUUAACAACAUUAUCAGACUACAAAGACAGCGAUAGUAUACAAGUAGUUCCCCAAUAUGAUCAAAAACCAAAUAUACUUGAGAAUAUUGUGGCUAAUAGAAAGGAAAAACAAUCAUAUUCACAGGUUUCAUCUGUAUCGCCGAACGAUCAUGGUACGUAAAUCAGAUUACAACGUUUUCAAGCUGAUUAUUUGUUCUAAAGAGUCGACUAUUUACUAUCCAUUUCACAAUAUAGUGUCCUCCGAUAUUUUCCGAAUAACUUUUGAACAGAAAGUGAUGGAGACCAGCGAUUUUCGUUUUCCGGUAGAAAACACCGGCGCACAUCAAUCUAUUAAAAAGUCAAAAUUUUCGGAUAGAUCUACCAUGGUGUACCGCGUAUAGGAAAAACUGAGGCAUCCCCAUUCCAAAAAAAAAUCAUAAUAACCUAUACUUUAAAAACGUGUCAAAUAUAGAGCGGCAUCUUCUCUUUGCAUCUGCACAAGUCCGAGAUCUCCAUCUACCACUGUUCAGAAACUGCAGCGGUUCUUCGAAGGCCUACCUGUCAGACGCUCCUUAGCCAGGGGAAUCUUAAAAGUAUAUGCAAACGUAGGUUAUCGACUAUGCCGAAUCUCGUGACAAUGUUAAUUUUCAGGACAAAAUACAACAACCGAGUGAAAACCUAUAAUAGAUGAAGUAACCCAUUUUUGAUUAUUUUCAUCAAAAACUAAAAAGUCGUAAUUUAUAAUUUAUACUCAGUUGCAAUUUAUCCGAUUUACUUCAGAAUGUCAGGAAAUACUCUAUUUUAUCCGCUCAUCCUGAUUCUGUACUUAAAAUCAAUAAAAAGUAUUCUCUUAGUUCUGGAGGUUUCUGUGAAACCUUUCUAGAAACCAAAGUAUUUAAACUUAAAACAGUUGAUGUAAACCACUGCAGCUGAACCGUGGUAGAUGGAGAUCAGGGACUUGUGCAGAUGUAAAGAGAAGCUGCCGCUCCAUAUUUAAGACGUUUUUAAAGUAGAGGUUGUAAUGAUUUUUUUUGGAAUGGGAUGCCUCAGUUUUUCCUAUACGCGGUACACCAUGGUAGACCUGUCGGAAAAUUUGACUUUUUAAUAGAUCGAUGUGCGUCGGUGUUUUCUACCGGAAAACGAAAAUCGCUGAUCUCCAUCUCCUUCUGUUCAAAAUUGUUCAAAAAACUUCGGAGGAUACCAUAUUGUGAGAUGUAUAGUAGUUAUAGUUUCCAAAAGUUUAAUAACCUUUGUUAGUGAAUUUUGGAAUCACUAAAUAAUGUCAAAAUAGAUCUAACUAAUCAUCCGCUUAAUCGACAAACUCGUAAACGAAGCGAAAUUUUUUUAUUCUGGUCUUCAAUCAUUAAUCCGUGUGUUAUGACUUCGGAUAUUAUACUAAGAGUUAUCAUUUUGACUUGUAAUUCAGUAAUAAUAAUGAUGUUAUUCAUUAUUAGUACAUACCAGGGCUCUGUAUGGUCUAGACCAAAAUGAGAGUCAAAAUUCUGCGUGCAUACCAGAGAUAGGUGAUAAUUGACUUGUUAUUUUCCCUCUCCUACUCCACUGACUACGAACAACUUUUUUCACUUUGCAAGAGCAAUUGUCGUUCACCUUUUCCCCUGCUUCCAUCCCGUUCUGCGGAGAUGUGUGGACAAAGUAUCUAAAGACGAAUUGACGAAUCGCAACUUUUAAGCGUAAAAAUGAUGCAACAAUUCGCGUUUUACCCUUAUUUUGCGAAUUCGUACCGAAUUGAUGCGAACUGU
Molecule: messenger RNA, 2758 nt
Organism: Didymodactylos carnosus
Lineage: Eukaryota; Metazoa; Rotifera; Eurotatoria; Philodinida; Philodinidae
Source: the annotation of a GenBank genome assembly